Molecule: messenger RNA, 2149 nt
Organism: Orbicella faveolata
Lineage: Eukaryota; Metazoa; Cnidaria; Anthozoa; Scleractinia; Merulinidae
Biological process (GO): regulation of transcription by RNA polymerase II
Cellular component (GO): nucleus
Molecular function (GO): RNA polymerase II cis-regulatory region sequence-specific DNA binding; DNA-binding transcription factor activity, RNA polymerase II-specific
Source: RefSeq, a predicted model, not a curated record
AAUAUUCUCAAGUGAACUUCCUUUCACGGACAUCUCUCGUGUUAAUACACGCUAUAUGAAUCACGCACAAAAUAUCACUUUAACUCAGGGCUUAUGUUGUUUAGUGAAUGUUAUUUUCCACCCAGAUGUGUGCGUUUAUAGGUGGUGAAUCACUGUUUCAACGUUAAAAGUUAAACUUUAUGCUUUCGUGUUAGAUUACUGUAUUCAAGUGUGAAUUGUAGACUUAGCCUUAACAAGGAAACAGCUUAUCGUUUAAUACGGAACAAAGUCAUCAGAAAAAUGCCAAUGUCGCACAAGUUGAUUUACGCAAUGUCCGUGUUAACUACAGUGCCUGGUGGCGAAGCAAACGUUUAUCCCUUCUUCUUUUAAGUGAUCCCUUCCGAAAUCCAGAUGAACACUUAAAAUUUGACGAGUGUUCAGUUCCUUUCCGUUAACAUUUUCUCCCUUUUAGCAGGUUGUUUCCAUAGUUACACUUUUCAUUUUGCGUUUCCGGCAGUAUAACAAAACAGUCCGUUGGUGACAAGCAACCAAUUUUUAAACUACACUGCUUAAUUUUUCCGAGAGAUUGCUACAAUAAUCGAGUUAAAGUCGAGGAGCUUUGGCGUCCUCUCGACUGUACCAUUGUCUCAUCCAACCAAAUUAGUAUAAGCUACUAUAAGCUGGUUAAUCUAUAUCAACGAUGUGUGAGAGCUGUGUCACGAGAUGUAGAGACAGGUCACGCACUCAGGUGGGCAUUCAUCUGUACAUUUUAGUAACAAAUCGCACAAAAGCAUUUGUCGCUAGUUCGGUCAACCAAAGAUCUCUAGCUUCCUAGCUUUUUUGAGCUUGGAGUAAUGGCGUUCAAUUGGACAGUAUAUUCACCCUACUGGAGUUGUCUGCAAUGUUUAGCGCCAAGCCCAUUUAUGGAAGUUCCUCCACGGAAACAGCGCCGAGAGCGAACAACGUUCACGAAAUCUCAGCUUGAAAUUCUGGAAGAGCUCUUCGCAAAAACAAAAUAUCCUGACGUGUUCAUGAGGGAAGAAGUCGCAAAUAAAAUCAAUCUUCCUGAGAGCCGAGUGCAGGUUUGGUUUAAAAAUAAACGAGCUAAAUAUCGACAGCAGAAAAAACAGCAACAUCCAAUACAAAAUAAACCAGAGCCAGAAAAAGGAAAGACGUCCCCACACCCACCCCCACCCCCACCGGAUCAAGCCAGAGCCGAAGAGAAAAUAACCAAUGCCCUCGAUUUUAGAGGAGUCACAUUACCGCAGGCGGAUGUGGCAGAGCUGCUAAAGCAAAACUAUCAAACUCUAACAAACAUCCAGAGGCAAGGAAGUUAUCAGCCUUCCCGGUCAGUCAAUAACAACUUUGAGAGCCUUCUGGCGGACCUAACUUCCGCUGCAAUGCAACCAGCCCAACUUCAUUCAAGCAAAGUGCAAGGGUUCCCAAAUGCUGCUAACCUUGGUGCGCCGAUCUCGAGCAAUAUGGCAAUUAACCCAGGUAUACAAGCCAAUUAUUUCACGUCGGUUACCAUGCGACACUAAUUUGACUGACGAAAUAUUAUAUAAAGGUCAAGAAAUGACCGCAUUCAGAACGAUGGAAACUGAAAAUAACAAUUUACUCGCAUAGAAAAAUGCCAGAGAGGUUAUUACGCAUUAUACAAAUGACAAAUGACAUCCCGGUCGCUCAUAUCCCAGAAUAUAGCAAAGAAUAGUCUUUUCCCGCAUUCAACUUCGGAGCGAACGUCCAAUAGCACCAGAGCAAGGCUGGGGUGGACAUUUUCAUAAAUUUGCUGCAUUUUUGUCCACCAUAACCUCGAUUCGGUGCCAUUGUUUGUUAGAAUGUGAGAAAGGUCUAUAGUCCUCUCGAGAUUCAACCAAGUUGCCGCUACAUAAAAAAGCCCAAGAAAGGAUCUGUACAGUGUUAGUCUCCAUCUCAAUAUUAGCAAAUACAAGUGAGAAUGAAACUAUCGAAGACUAUGUUCAUUGUUUCAUCUUACUUUCCUGAACUUUUCUGCUAGCAUGUGUGAUGUAUUUUCACAUUGAGUUUAACACUGUACUAAUGAGCCUUGGGUUUUCUUAUUCAGCGGUCCCUGUUAAGCCGAAACAGGGCAGUUUUAAAUUCACUUGAUGAGCUAAAUAUCGACAGCAAAAAAAAAAAAAAAAAAAAAAAA